Messenger RNA from Beauveria bassiana ARSEF 2860, 4881 nucleotides. RefSeq names its product RHS Repeat protein. The coding region runs from base 1 to 4881 and encodes 1626 amino acids. NCBI's taxonomy places the organism in Eukaryota, Fungi, Ascomycota, Sordariomycetes, Hypocreales, Cordycipitaceae. The record is from RefSeq and is a predicted model, not a curated record. The transcript has a single exon.
AUGUCCUCGCUCUACUCACAAAGCUUCAACUUCGACAGCUUCCUUCAGAAAGGAGUUGACCCUCGUACUGGCCAGUACACCGCAACGGUUAUUGUUUAUGAAACACCUUCAGCCGCGCGCAACUGCCCUGCCUUGCAACUCUGUCUGACUUUCAACCCCCUAAACACUCAAGACGUGGGUUUCGGCAUCGGCUGGUCAUUCAAUCUGUCAUCCUACCAGCAUGCUCAAGUGUCGGCAAAAACACUAUCUCUCUCAACUGGUGAGAGCUUUCAGGUCAAGGAAACCCCUAGUUCUAUCCGCAUCACAGAUCAAAAGUUGAAGAGCUUCCAAUUCAAAAAGGUCCAAGGAGCAUCGGACCAGUAUCUGGUUGUUCACAAGUCUGGCCUGGUCGAAUUGCUCUCUAAUCAAAAUGGCGGAUUCAAUGUUUCUGUUCCAGUGAAGCUAUGGGAGCCCAACGGCCGUAUGCUCACGCUCGGCUGGGCUCGUUCUGGUCGGCAGCCUCGUCUGGAGAGCAUAUAUGACGGUGCUCAGGUCCUCCUCAAGAUCAACUAUGCUGAACACGAUGCCGACACGACAGUUGUGCGAGCUCCAGGCACCAAAGAAGAAAGCACCAUCACUGCUAGUCGCCGAAACGGCCGAUUUGCUAAAGUCCAGCUGCCACUUGAGAGCACGCCGCCCUGGAGCUUUGAGUAUGACACCAUCAAUCAAGUCACAUGUUUAAAGAAAAUUGUCAGCCCCUGUGGUCUUGAGGAGGAAGUCUCAUACAGUGACAAGGAUAGAGGACAUGCUUUACCACCCGGUGCACCACUCAAGUCAAUCCCGUACGUCACCUGCCAUGUGCUCUGGCCGGGACAGCAGCAGCCUGAAAUCAAAACCAACUACAAUUACACGGCGACUAAUUUCCUCGGAUUCGGAGCUCUCCAUAACUGGAUGGACGGCGAGGAUAACUUAUACCGUGUGCGCCAGGAUUACGAAUACUCGUGUACUGUUCAGAUGGACGGCGGAGCUGAAACCAAGUACACAUACAACAAGUUUCAUUUACUUGUUCGCCAUCAGAGGCGCCAAGGCACCAAGCAGGUUACCCAGUCAAUUGCAUACUAUAUGUAUGCUACCAGUACUUUUGAAAAUCAGCCGGCGCAAUAUCAGCUGCCCAAGAGCGUGGAAACCAUUUAUGAAGAUACUGCGACCAAAGCAUCUCGUACCGAAACUACUCACCAUGUCUUUGACGAAUGGGGCAACCCAAUUGAAGACACUCAGUCUAAUGGUGUACGCACGGGUCGUGAAUUUUACCCAUCAGUGGGUGCAACAGGAUGCCCUGCUGAUCCUCAUGGCUUCCAGCGAUACAUCAAGUGCGAGACUGUGACUCCAGCACCAAGCUCGUACCAAACUCCCAUCAGGAGCAAGCAAUACAUUUACAGUCAACACAGAACUGCGUCUACAUCUUAUACGAGCUACUUCGUAGCCGUUGAUAAGGUGCAGGCUCUUGAGGAUGGUAAAGAGUUCUCUACUUGGGAAUAUUCCUAUGUCGAUCAGCCUGACAGCCGCGAUCACGGUCGUCGUCAGCAGCAAAUUAUCAUGAUUUCGGAAAAAUGCCCUACGACGACUACUUGGAAGUACGACUAUCCUGACUCUGAUAGUAUGAGACGUACAGUUACUACUAAAAGCUACGACGGAUACACAGCCGAAGCAAUAACACACUUGUCGACGCUAUCUGGUCUUGCUUAUACCCACAAGAGUAUUGCAGGUGUUCAAACAGACUUCGAGUAUGAUAAGAUUGGCCAGCUUACCAAGAAGGUUGUAUCUCCCAAUACAUCAUAUGAAGCAAGUGAAGAGCACCGUUACAGCGUUCUGCAAGGCGACAUUGGAUAUUGCGUGAUGACAAAGGACGCCAAGGGCGUGCAGGCACGCUACAUUACAGAUGGCUUGGAGCGCAUAUGCAAGGUCGAUAAGCAGGAUGCCGAUGCCGACGGCAACGUCUCCAACAGCACUUUCCGUACCGUGCAGGAGCGCAGCUAUAACAAAAUUGGCCAAUGUGUCGCACUGGUGGACAGCGAUUGGCUGCGAACCAAAGGCGAGCCAACCGAGCAGCAGCUACGUCGAUCACUGGAGUACGAUGACUGGGGCCAGACAUGUCAAGUACAUGCAAGUGAUGGAAUUACUACUUUAUCCUCGACGGAUCCAAUUGGUCAAACACGUAUCGAAGGAAUUGAGGGUCAAUGCAAAACUGAAUUAAAGUUCAAUAACUUCGGGCUCCCGAUCGAGACUGUUAUCUACAAGAUUGACGGAUCAGUCUAUGCUACAACAGCAUAUGACUAUGACGGGUUGGGUCGCUUGGUCUUACAAAAAGAUCCCCUGAACCGAGCUACGCAGUACAAGUUGGAUUGCUUCGAUCGUGUCACUCGAACAAUUCGGCAGGACGGCCAGGCCGUCAAUACUACGUAUGCAGUCCAUAGCUCAUCCAUUUUGCCAACGUCUAUAGACACAAACAAUCAUUGCGUUGGCAAGCAGUUAUUCGACGGGUUAGGGCGGAUCACUCUACAUGAAGUUGGUGGACGAGCCACGGCCCAGUCGUUCGAAGGCUGCGCACCGGCGCCGUCGAUAACUACCACGCCAAAGGGAGACGUGCGUCGACUUUCCCACGAGCCACAACUGGACUACGCGCUCAUGGCUCUCACGAGUAAGGAUGUCGCGGAAACUAUCCAGUAUGACGCUCAAACAGUCGCACCUGUGAAGCUCAAGAACCUUUACAGUACGACAGAUCUCACGCAUUUGCCCUCCGGCUUGGUCGAUAAAGCGAGCCUUGACAUUGAGAAUGGGCCGAUGUUUUCUACCGAGUCGUUCUAUUCAAUGGCUGGCAAAAUGCAAGGGUACACCAAUCCCCAUGGAGAGAAACUCGAGAUCCAAUACAACGCCGAAGGACAACCGCGGCAAUUGACCCAGGGCCCAUUGUCCAUUACUUUUGCCUAUGACCAAGUACAACGCUUGGUAGAUAGUUGCGUACAGGAUGGGGCCAACAAUAGCUUGACCACGCAUCUCACUUAUGAUGAUUUCAGCCGUGAGAUAGGUAGGAGCGUCACAAAAGGACGCAAGCUACUUCAUCAACUCACCCAGACCUACCUUCAGACAGGCCAUCUUGCGAUGCGCCGUCUAGAAGACGGCAACGGUGAGUUGCUACGAGAAGAAACGUUCACAUACGACGUAUUGGAUCGCUUAGUGGGCUUUGAAUGUCAGGGUUGCCAAUCACCCACCGACGAGCUAGGCAACCAGAUUCGGCAGCAGUCUUUCACCUUUGGGCCCUUUCAUAAUCUGGUUGACAUUACUACUGUUUUCCACAAUGGUGAUAAGAAUGUGAAAAGAUACACAUAUGCCGAUCAAGACCCUGGACAAGUCAUAGGCAUUACAAAUUCACACCACGACUAUCCCGCCAAAAUGGAUCUCAAGUAUGACCAGAACGGUUGUUUGGUAAGAGAUGAAAAGGGAAACAAGCUCGAAUACGACUCCACGGGUCACCUCGUUACUCUACGCGAUUCGCAGUCCCGGAUCCUGAGCGAGUACCGCUAUGAUGCAUCAGGGAAAUUGGUUUGCCAGCUAGUACCGGGUGAGGACGAGUAUUAUCUCCAUUACCGUGGAAACACCCUGGUAGGCUAUACAUCGGGCAAUGAUCGCGUAAGUUUUGUUUCGGAUGGUACAUGUUACUGGGGACAAACUGUUCAGAAGGAAACGAGAAACACCCAGACUCAGUUAUGGGCGUCAGACAUGCAUGCUUCUGUCACUGCUUGGAUCAACAGUGACGAGUCCGAUUCACACUACAGCCGGCAGUACACCCCGUACGGCUACAAUGCGCAAGAUGCGGACAAAGGGCCAUCAAUCGGCUUUAAUGGCCAAUGGUGCGACCCCGUUACCGGGUGGUAUCAUCUCGGCAACGGCUACCGUGUGUAUAACCCUGUGCUGAUGCACUUUCAUUCCCCGGAUUCGUGGAGCCCGUUCCAAUCUGGUGAGAUCAAUUCUUACGGGUACUGCCUUGGUGAUCCAAUCAACAAUAUCGAUCCAAGCGGUCACUUCAGCCUCUUUGGCAUCAAGUUCACUUGGCGCGACUUGGCAAUUGCUGUUGUCGGCAUAGCAGUCGGUAUUGCAGUCGGCGUGCUCACUGGAGGUGCCGGGUUUGCAAUCGAAGCGGGACUCGGCAUAGCUUGCGGUCUGGCCUCUGAUGUCAUGACGGGCGCCGUGUAUGACCAAGCAACAGGACAUACUCCGACUUGGAAGAGCGUCGGCACUGAUGCCCUGUACUCGUUGAUUGGCGGUGUCGUUGGCGAAGGCGCGGGCAAAGUGCUCGGUGCAGCAGGCAAGUCAGCGGUCCGAGGCCUCAAGGGAAUGCGUGAGGGCGCUGGUGUGGUGAAGGGUAUGCGCGAGAGCCUUGGUGCGGUGACGGAGAUGCAGGAAAUCAGGCACGAGUUCACUGGCGAGGCCGAGCGUCUGCUUCUCGAAGGCAAGGGAGAAAGGCGAGCCGCCAAGUUGGCUGCGCAAAGCGCUAGCACGUCAGGUACGUCGACUGAAACUGUAACGAGAUACACGGUAGAUGCAACGCACGAGGCGAGAAGUUUUCGGAUAGAUGAAGCCGGACAUGCAGACGCCGCCGCAAAUUACCAACUGUUCCGACGCGCCAUUGAAGAGGAAGGAGUGCGGCCCGACGUUGCCGUGACGAGGAUGAACAGAGCACACCAUUUGAAGAAACUAGGUGAACCCAGGAGGCUCGGCAAGGAGGGCCCAAUUGUCCAGACGUGGCAAUUUCAAUUAAAUCACUUCCUGCGCGCGACGUACCAUCUUCCACUUAGGAAUCCUGGACGGAUAGUAUAUAUUGGGGACGUUGGAAUGCAUACUUGA